This is a messenger RNA of Wallemia mellicola CBS 633.66, 964 nucleotides long. RefSeq lists its product as hypothetical. The record is from RefSeq and is a predicted model, not a curated record. The transcript has 3 exons. NCBI's taxonomy places the organism in Eukaryota, Fungi, Basidiomycota, Wallemiomycetes, Wallemiales, Wallemiaceae. Bases 11 to 964 code for a protein of 317 amino acids.
CCUUUGUACUAUGAGAUUAAAGAUCAUCUACGAUAAACAGAAAUACUUGAUUAACUUUACAAAUGAUAAUCUAUCAUACAUAAAGGAAUACAUAAGGGAAUUCUUUGAUAUACGUUACAAUGUACACCUUGAGAUUGAUGGUUUUCGAGUUACGCAGGGUGCACUCAAGGAAGACGAUAUUGUAGAUGUUAUAAAGACCACCUUGAAGAGGGACAUUAGUAGUAGCAGUAGCAGUAGUAGUAGUAGUAGUAGUAGUAGUAGCAGUAGCAGUAGCAGUAGCAGUAGCAGUAGCAGUAGUACCAGUAGUAGCACCUCAGAUUCAUCAGAGGACGACGAAGAACCAGUACCAGCAUCUAUCCAAACUGUACCGCCAUACACUGGUACUACAAAAACACACAAAAGGAAUCUUCGUAAUAAGAAAAAACUAAAGUUCCAGAAACUUGAAAAUCAACCGGUUAGGCCAUAUUCCUCAUUACCCUUGGAAAGUAUACCUAAAAAUGUGCGCAUAACGUCAGUUGACGUAGAAGACACAUAUUUCGAACCUGGUAAUUACACUCUACACGCUGAUUUCCGCGACGAUCAAAUGCAAGAAAGUUCAGAAGAUAACCCGAUGAUAGAUGAACAAAGUGGUAAUGAUUCAGCACCCUCAGAGGAACCAAUAGUUAGCAAUAAUGCCACUGCAUCUAAUACCUCUCAAGAUGUCAAACAGUUGCAAGCUGGUGUUCAUUAUCUUGGUUAUGGUAUGGGUAACCAACAUGAUACCCUUAUCGAUCAAUUCAUCACCAAAGCUCGCAAAAAAAUGGAAUCACAGAGACCACUCAAGGGCUUACCUAAGAUUAAUGCAUUCAUUGGCUAUCAAGAAUUACAACUCGAUAAUCAGAGACGCCCUGAGAACUUGAUAAUGAUUGGAAAAAUCGUAUGCUCGAAAUGUCACCAAAUGAGAGCAUUACACAAGAUGAAAUGA